CGGUCCUUGGAAAGACCCUUUCGUGCAAUCGGCCCUUGAUCUCUUUGAUCAAUUGAACACGCAAUUAUUUCAUCUGCAGCUAGUUGUAUCAGGACGAAUUCGGAACAGUGACUUGGAAAACGCAAUAAAUUCAAUAAAAAGACGGAAGAUGGCAUCUGCUUGGAUUACUGUAGUUGUUCUUACUGGUUUCUGGGGUGUCAUAGGAAUUAUAGUUCCAUGGUUCAUUCCAAAAGGACCGAAUAAAGGGAUCAUUCAGACUAUGCUGGUAAUGACUGCUGUUUGCUGUUAUAUGUUAUGGUUAUGUACAUUCCUGAUGCAGUUAAAUCCCCUGAUUGGACCAGAGUUAGAAACAAAGGUUAUAAGGGCUAUCAAGUAUGAAUGGGAGGGACAUGACUAGGAUCAUCUUUUAUACCACCUCAACAAUUCUGCCAUCUUGGAUUGGAUUUAGACCCCAACCCCCUCCCCACCCUACGAUUCGGCAUGAAGAAAUAAUUCAUUUGGAUGUACUGACUUGGAUGGACAAUGCCCAGUUUUGGUAAAACAAUACAGUGCAGCCUUUUUGAUGUAGAGGAUAGAGAACGUAACUGCCCAUCUCAAACUGGAGCAAACAUUUAUAAAAAGAAUGAUACAGAUGGCAACAGCUUGUAAUGACAGUUGACCAGCUUUAAUAUCAGUUUAGGAGACAAUAUCACAUUAAUGUGAUAUUACAAUGUAUGAAUAUUUAGCCAUGCCUUUCAAAAAUGGUAAUUAUCAGUUGAGCCCUUUUUGGGUUAGAUAUUGUUCACAUUGGACAGGUUGAGAAAGCUCUUGAGUUAUUUUACAUUUCCAGAUUCAAAUAAAUGUUUGCAAUGAAGGGAAAGCAUGUAGCAAGAUAUGCUAGGCAUUUGAAUUUGAAUGAAUGACAGUGCAUAUGAUCACAUUUAUUGCAUUGAAAAACAUUGUGUAAAAUAUCAGAUUUUCCCUCUUAAAAAAAAAGAAAAGCAAAAUGUUAGAAAAUUAAAAUCAUUGAGACUGAUUAACUAUUUAAUGCAUUGAACUUUUAUAUGAAAUUCAAAUUCACUGUUGUUGCUUUCCCAUGUUGAAGAAUAGUACAAGUGCAUGAUCUAUGAAGCCGGUAUUGUUGCAUUCUUAAAGUUCUCCGGUUAAGUCCAUUAGUACCAAAUCUUCCAUGAGCUAAAUCAGUUUUAGAAAUUUAGAAUUUCAGAUAUAUGUAAUUAUUUAAUGUAUCGGUAAUUACGUACAUACAUUGUACAUGUACACUUAGUUACAUUUGAUAAUUGAUGCCGUAUAUACUUUAGUGAGUUAGUUUACCUUCAUAUUGCAUGUCAAAAACAUUUGUGCAAUUUUUCACUUGAGACAUGUAAAUUAUUCUUUGAUUUUUCUCCCAUUCGCAAAGUGAAACUGUGGUUGAAAAAUAUUUUUUUCUUUAAGUUGAUCUUGUUAUGUACAUGUAAGCAAUCUUAGCAAGGUAUGUAGUUAGAGCAUUGAUAAUAUUUGGAUAGUGGUGCAUUAUCAUGUGCAUAAUAAGUUUAGUACUAUUAAUGAAUGUAAAAUCUGUUGCAAAAUGUUUGAAUACUUUGUGAUCCAAUGAUAGAAUAGCUUUUAAAAUAUUGUCCAUUAAUUGACGAAGUGUAAUAAAGAAAAGCCCUUUGUUUUCAUAAAUAUUACAUGUAGUUUAUUUCAGUCGCAGAAUGGAAAUCAGAAAAUCAAAAAGCAUUGAAUUGCAAACAUGGUUGUGAUUUUUUUUUCUCUUCAGACUUAAAAUUUAUUAGGAGCCUACAUGUAUAUUGAGCUAUUUAUGAAUAAACAGGUCUAUUCAUCUGUAAGUUUGGAUUUGAAUGAUGAAAUACUUUCACGUUGUACAUUUUUUUCAUGGAUUGAGGGAAGAGACACCAUGUUUUUAGACUCUAGAUAGGAAUUAAUAGUUUUUGAAGUACCAAACUAAAUCAAAACGCCUUUGAAAACUAGAUUGAGGUGUUCCACACAAGUUUGGUUAGGACUACUUUGAAAUAAUCAAUACAUUCAAUAAUGAUGAUACAGUACAUACCAAUGUAAAUGGGUCAUAGGAAUGGUUCCAUUUUUAUGGCAUACCAGAUCUAAAAACCUGUGUAUCAUUUGUAUGAGGCAAAUAUCUUCUUAUGAUCUCUUCAACAAAAUAUUGGUGUCCUUGGGUUUAUCAAUCAUUAUGGUGUAUUGCAAUUUCAGACUGAAAGUCUAUUGCCAAUGGCAAUGAUGUAUGCAUGUGGUGUUCAUUUAAUGUUGUAAAAAAGGGUUAAUUUGAACUCCAAUAAAUUCAUGAAAGAUUUCAAGAUCAAACAUGAAUUACUAUGUUAGAAGACCUUCCUCACAUUGACCCAUCAAAAGUUAGCCACAUCCGAAUUGAUCUUCACUGUGAAAGUGAAUAGUUGAUAACUUUGUUACAUGGACAUCUUGGAAUUUUUGGACCCAAUCUGAUGGAAUUACCCAAAUGCAAGUUACAUUUUUCUAGCAAUUUAAAUUAACAAUUCAAAUUUAGAAUUGUAACACAUUACCAAGGUUCUAAGUUUGAUGUAUAUCAUUUUUUGUGUGUCCUUUUCAUGAAAUUCCAUAGUUUAAUUCUAUAUUAUGUAACUCAUGUAUGUCUUGUACAUGUAUUGUCAAUAUAUGUCAAUAAAUAUAUAUAUCUAUAUAGUACAA
Messenger RNA from Lytechinus pictus (painted urchin), 2676 nucleotides. Its product is annotated as V-type proton ATPase subunit e 2-like. Gene Ontology annotation, biological process: proton transmembrane transport. Gene Ontology annotation, molecular function: proton-transporting ATPase activity, rotational mechanism. The record is from RefSeq and is a predicted model, not a curated record. The transcript is spliced from 4 exons. Gene Ontology annotation, cellular component: proton-transporting V-type ATPase, V0 domain. The coding region runs from base 149 to 397 and encodes 82 amino acids. NCBI's taxonomy places the organism in Eukaryota, Metazoa, Echinodermata, Echinoidea, Temnopleuroida, Toxopneustidae.